Molecule: messenger RNA, 943 nt
Organism: Vigna unguiculata (cowpea)
Lineage: Eukaryota; Viridiplantae; Streptophyta; Magnoliopsida; Fabales; Fabaceae
Source: RefSeq, a predicted model, not a curated record
CCCUUUCUCUUUCUUCCCACCCAAACUCUUCAUCUUUUCUCUCUCUAAAAAAAAAAACACUCUUUUUUUCGACUUUUUCUUUUUUUUUCUUCAAUGGAGGAAACCACAAAGAAGCGAGUUCGAGACGACGACUCGUCUGAGUCGCCCGAGUGUAAGAUUCCCCGAGUUGACUCGUCCGAGUCUCAGCUCCACUCGGUCCUACACUCCGACGUGCAGCUUCAAGAUGACAUUUUUAACAUGCUUGAUGACGCCGACAAUGUGCCCGACCGUGACACCGUGCAGGGUCUCGACUCGGUCAUCAAAAGCUUCGAGGAUGAAAUCAAGGCUCCGGCUUUGGACCCGAGUGGCCUGAGUGACCCGACCCAGGUGCCUGACUUGCAGACUAAGCUUGGGUAUCUACUAGAAGCUUCUGACGACGAGCUGGGGUUGCCGCCGACUGAGGCUGCAGCUGAGGAACCGGGUCGGGUUGACCCGGCAUUGGUGGAGCUUGCCGGGUUUAAUGGGUUUGAUGAUUAUGUUCCGGGUUUUGACGCGUUUGGGUUUGGUUCUGGAUUCGCGAUGGCGGAGAGUGACGGUGGCGCUGGGGGUUUUGUCACCUUGGAUGGGUUGUUCGAUUAUGCGGAUUCGCCUGCGGAUGUUUUGUGGCGGUCGGAGUCGUUACAGGCUAUGUAAGUGGUGGCAGUAACGGCGGUGAAGGUGAAGGUGGUGGCGAAGUUUUGUGGUGGGGUAGUGAAAUGGUUCGUAGGGGUGGAAAUGUAAAUCUAGGAAAAUUUGGGGGUAUGGAGAGGAAAAAAAAAAGUAGCACAGAAAUGUAGGUUUAGAUGUGAAAAGUUGUAGGGUUAAGAUUUGUUUGUUGCUUCGUUUUUUUCUUGAUGAAUUCAAUUGAAACAAACUGGACUCUUUGACGACACCGUUUCAUUGUUUCAGUUUUGUUUUUUAAAAA